Molecule: messenger RNA, 2096 nt
Organism: Aureobasidium pullulans EXF-150
Lineage: Eukaryota; Fungi; Ascomycota; Dothideomycetes; Dothideales; Saccotheciaceae
Exons: 4
Coding region: 257-2038 (593 amino acids)
Source: RefSeq, a predicted model, not a curated record
GAUCAAAUCAUGACGGAUAAACACAAAAGAUUAAGCAAAGCAUGUCAGAGAUGCCGUAGCAACAAACGAAAGUGCGAGCAGUCGUGGCCUUGCUCGGCUUGCAGGGCCGCUGGAGUGGAGUGCGUGAUGCGAAGCAAAGCAAGGUCGAAACUCAGCAGUGAAACUGCUGCGCUUCCGCCUGACUGACGUAGUCUGUAGACCCGGUCCCUCGCAUGGUGUAAACGACGUCCAAUCUCGCCGCAGUCGACGGGCACGUAUGCGAUCUGUUAACGAGCCAUGCCUUGUUCUGGAACCCUCUAUUGCAAAUUCACAUCACUUAGACAAGACGACAAGGUGUCCUAUUCGUUCCAAUGGCUCGGAAGUUUUCUCCGGUGUAUCGUGUGCACUCAGCACUCCAACUACGCCAGUGACGAUAAUUUGGCUGAUAAACUCCUACACGAAGAUUCAUUUUGACUUUGAAGUUCAAUUGGAGCUGCAAGAGCCUGAACGAAAGAAAGUAUUGUCUCUGGAACCUUUACAAUCCCAUGAGGGUUUCUCACGUACGACGAGCGUGACCUUUGCAAAAGCAUCACAAGUUUUCUCAACAGCUUCGGAUAGUCUGGGCUAUUAUGCUCAGAUAGUCGACCUCCCAAGUGCCCUUAACGUGCUGGCUAAGAUUCUGCCACCAGGCAUUGUAGCCGACAUGACAGGAGUCGAUCGCAACUGGACUUUACCGCCCCUGGACCUGGCCCUAAGUUUCGCGAUUCUCGCGUGUCUCCUUGUUUCUACGCGAGAUACAAGCGAGUCCAGUUACUAUUUUGAGCUCUCGAUAUAUUGGAUAAACGAGCAUGCAGGUGGUCAGACUAUCGAUUUGGUCGUCAUACAUUUGUUCCACCAUCUUUACGUACUUCGUACAGGCUCAUCGAAUCGCUCAAGAGCAACAGUCGACCAAGCUAUACAGGUUGCGCACGAUUUGAGCCUUCACCAAAAAACGUCAGAUGUUCACGCGUCUUAUGUGUACCUCAUUCUUUGCUUUACGGAUCAAUAUUGUGCAAUGAGCCAUGCCUGCAUGACUAGAAUCAAAGCUUCCAAUCUUGAGCUUGAAAACUUUCAUCCUUUGCUUGAAGAGCAUCCUGAGCUUCGCCCCGUAGUGAAUAUGGUCCAGCUUAACGGCAAGAUCAUCGAACGCCUGUAUGACGGGGAAUCUACGGGAAUGGAGGAGGUCGUGGAUAUCGAGCAAGACAUCGUGCAAGCUCGUUCAGAGCGUUCAUCUAAAGUCAGGUCAAGCGAUGAUACGCCCGAGGCUCAAUUCGAAUCCUUAGUAUCUAUCAACAUGUAUUGGCUGCGCGUAUUGCUGCGUAUACCUCUGCUUGCAUCAUCUCGUGGUUGGCUGUCUUCAAUUAGCGUAGGUGUUCGUGGAGCACAAAUGAUUCUCCUUGAAUACUACGAGAUUGUGUCCAAGCGACAGACUGUGACUGCAAACAACGCAUCCAGCUGCUCUUACAAAAGCAACAGUACAGGACGCCACAUUCUACCAUCGACUUGGAGGCAGGUCUGCAGGAUUAUGACCUCAUGUCUAAUACUAUUCUACGCAUUCUGGCACAUGGAAUUAUCUCAUGCCGAAUUGUCGCAAUUCGUGGCCAAAACGCUGGUAUUACUUCAUGGCCACAGUCUCAGAUGGGGAGAAAGUCUGGACAACAUGAAGACUACCUUGCGGGAGUUAUCAGCACUAUGCAAUAUAGAUAUCCAGGGUUCGUUGGAAGAACUACUCCCAAACCAUGACUCGGAGCUGGAAGCCGGCGUCUUGAGUCAAAGAACACAACCUACAGAUUCGCAGGAAAGCUUUUUCUUUGGUAGCGAUGCAACUGUACGGCAAAGUAUAAUUAUCUCUACGAACCCGGUACCUGAGGUAUUCUCAUCUAUCGACACGGCAUGGGCCUCUGGAUAUGGUUGCUUCGACCCAUACGCUUUGACCGAUGGCUUCGAUACUGAUCUAGAUUUUUCGUUCCUCCAUGCACUCGGAGGCGUCCAUUUUCCUACUGUUCAUCCGAGCACAUGAUUUGGGCUUGCACGACGAAAUUUUAUGCAGCUAAGCCGAUCGAUAGAUAUGUCUGAGG